Cydia strobilella is the source of this 1030-nucleotide messenger RNA. RefSeq lists its product as uncharacterized. The record is from RefSeq and is a predicted model, not a curated record. Lineage: Eukaryota; Metazoa; Arthropoda; Insecta; Lepidoptera; Tortricidae. Bases 326 to 1030 code for a protein of 234 amino acids. The transcript has 7 exons.
CUGCCGGACAACGCGCGCACCGUGCUGGCGCGCCUGCCGCCCUCCCGCCCGCGCCCGCCCCGGCCCGGGCCCGUCUACCCGCACCACUGCCACUCCGACAGUCAGUACCCCUCCCCUUCUAGUGUCGUACCACUCCCCCGACGAGACCCCGGACCCGGACCGCCUGACGGGCGCGCUGCCGGACAACGCGCGCACCGUGCUGGCGCGCCUGCCGCCCUCCCGCCCGCGCCCGCCCCGGCCCGGGCCCGUCUACCCGCACCACUGCCACUCCGACAGUGACACGGAAUGGGAGCCGACAGAAACAGAAUCGGCACGAAUAUCACCGAUGAAAUCAGCGCUGCUAUCCGCGAUGAGCACCGCGCUGGCGGUGCCACCGAAUUUAGAUAUGGUCCCGAACUCAGCGGAGCCGGUGGACACGGACGACCAGUCCGACGGCGGCGGCGACGCCACGCCGAUUAGAGCUUUAGAGAGUGGCAGUAUCAGCUCAGCUUCGGAAGGCAGUCGAGCCCUCGCCCUGCCGAUGCCGAUGGCGGGCGCCGACGCCGACGCCGACGCCGACGCCGACGCCGACAUGGCGGACGACAUGUCGCUGGCACUCAACGAGCGAGAGCCGUCACCGUCCGCCUCGAUACCCAUCGAAUACGACGUAUCAACCCCCGAAUGGAGCGUGAGCCUACGAGAAGAUUCUCCGCCGCUGUCCCACGCCCUGCCGUGCGCCGACCCGCAACCUUCCACCAACACACAGGUGCAACUACACACGGGCACGGACGAUUCGAUCCCCGUGAACGAGUCCAUCAUCUCCCUGCUGCUGAAGCUGCACUCGCAGCUGUCGGGACGACUCGACUCCUUCUCACUCGAGGAACCGGAACCAGUCGUGGAUGAGCCGAUAGGUGACGGGCCGCACUUCAUCGGGCAAGUGUUGCGGAAGUUAGCGCGACUGGACGCACGCUGCGCGGGCGCCAUCGCGCACGUGCGGCACUCGCUGUGGCCGCACCAGCGCGAGCGCCAGGCCGAGCAGCGCGCCAGGUGA